AGGAAAUAGAGAAUGUGCCCAUCUUCCAUUGCAAGAAGAAAGCUCUUGCUUACCACAUUGAGCAAUCUUGUUUAUAUACCCCAUCAAUCUACUCUUCCCAAGGAAGAAAAAUCUCGUCUUUCAUGCAUUGUUAUUUUCUUCUUUUAAAUUUUGAGUAUCUUUUACAUGGCAAUGACCCUUCUUCAUUGCUCCCUAAUUACUUGUAACAUUACCUUUUUAAUGUUGUUAAUCACAACUUUACUAGCCCAAAAUACCUCAUUUCCCAUUGCUUAAAAAAAAAAAAAAAAAAAAAACCACAUCCCUAUUUUUCACAAUUCUUGUACCCGAUAAAAAGAAAAUAAUAUGGAAGUUGGAGGAGUUAUUAAUGGAAGUUCUAAUACUGUUUUGUUUCCAAGUGAGAAACUUUCUAAUUGUCUUUGGAUGUCCAAUUCUUCCCCCUCUUUUCAUGGGUCUGCAUCAAUGGUUAAUUUUGAAGACGGUGGCCGAGGAGAAAUCGCUAAAGAGAGGCCAUUUUUCCCAGCAAUUGACAAAGAAGAAACUGGCAAUGAUGAUUAUGAUAGUUGCUUUCAUCAUCCAGAAAAGAAGAGGAGACUUUUGCCUAACCAAGUGCAGUUUCUUGAGAAGAGUUUUGAGGUAGACAACAAGUUGGAUCCAGAGAGGAAAGUUCAAUUAGCUAAUGAACUUGGAUUGCAGCCUAGACAAAUUGCUAUUUGGUUUCAGAACAGGCGUGCUAGAUACAAGACUAAAGUACUUGAGAAGGACUAUGAUGUUUUGAAAGCUAGCUUUGAUAAACUGAAAGCUGAUUAUGACAACCUUUUCAAAGAGAAUGAGGAUUUGAGAAAUGAGGUUAAUUUGCUGACAGAAAAAUUGCAUAGGAGGGAGAAAGGGAAGGAAAACUCAGAACAAAUUGAACCGAUAGAUGCACAAGAAGCUCAAAAAGCAACUCCAAUUGUUUUUACCUCAAAUGUACCAAGUAUACCAAAGUUAGUGUGGAAACAAGAAGAUGCAAGUUCAGCAAAAAGUGAUGUUAUUGAUUCAGAUAGCCCACAUUAUACUGAUGGAAUUCAUUCUUCAAAUGUAUUUGAACCAGAGCCAUCUGAUUUUUCACAAGAUGACGAUGAAAACUUAAGCAAGAGCUUUUUAUGCUUCCCAGAAAUUGGUGAUCAAAUUCAAUAUAAUUCAUGCAAUUUGAAUUUCCAAAUUGAGGAUCAGCCUUGUUGGUUCUGGCAAUAGUUUCAAGAUUUGGCUCAAUCCUACUUUUAGUGUUCCAAAGCAACAACAACAAAAACGAAUUCAAUGUAAUUCCACAAGAGAAUAGUGUGUACCCGGUCUGAUCUAUCUCGUCCAGAGAUAGAGAGCUUGUUUCUCAUGGACCAGGACAUUUGCUAAAUUUCCUUAGAACAAUAAUAUGUUGUACAUAGGAUUACCAAGUACUAGUACUAGUUUGCCUAAAUGAGGUGUCUUUAGACUCUUUAUUAGCUUUGUUCCAAAAAAAAAAAGUUGUGAUUGGCCUUUUAUCUUUAGCUAAAAAACAAUUGGUACUAUUGCCUUCC
This is a messenger RNA of Capsicum annuum, 1553 nucleotides long. RefSeq names its product homeobox-leucine zipper protein HAT5. Gene Ontology annotation, molecular function: sequence-specific DNA binding; DNA-binding transcription factor activity, RNA polymerase II-specific. Gene Ontology annotation, biological process: positive regulation of DNA-templated transcription. The transcript is spliced from 3 exons. Gene Ontology annotation, cellular component: nucleus. The coding region runs from base 343 to 1233 and encodes 296 amino acids. Lineage: Eukaryota; Viridiplantae; Streptophyta; Magnoliopsida; Solanales; Solanaceae. The record is from RefSeq and is a predicted model, not a curated record.